ACACGUGUGUGACGAUACUGACAAUCGGUGUCAUCGAUGAUAAUCUGCAAUAAUCUCGUGAAUGACUCUAGCAUUAUUUGGUAAAAACAUUAAUUCGCCUCCUGUAUACUUUUUACUCGCGAAAAUAAACACACGUCGUCGUAUCAGUGAUAAAGAUGACGUAUCUGAGUUCGUGGGAAGAAUUCGAAAGAGGCGCCGAGAGGUUAUACCUGCAGGAUCCGAUGAACACCCGAUAUACGAUGAAGUAUUGUCACAGUAAAGGAGUCUUAUGUCUAAAAUUAACAGAUAAUCGACGGUGCCUCCAAUACAGAACAGAAAUAGCUCAGGACUUAAAGAAAAUGGAAAAGUUCAUAGGCAAUCUCAUGAGACACAUGGCAUCGAAAGACAUUUAAAUAAGAUUUGUAUGUAAGGAAUAUGUUUAUCAUGGAGACUAAAACGUACUACUUUUAUUCAACAAUAUUUUCUUCUCGCCUCACAUGAUCCAACGAUCCACAAAUAUUAUCAAUUUUAAUUAAGGUAUGAACGUUAUUUUACAUGUACAACAGCAGCAUAUAAAAUUUUCGUUUUGUAUUAAAAUUUUACGAUUGUUUUGGGUGGCUCCGUUGCCUCCUCGUUAAUGUUCUGAAACAAUCAAAUUUAUCGUGUAUAUUAAAUUAAUAUACUAUCGAUACUAUCGAAGA
Trachymyrmex cornetzi is the source of this 680-nucleotide messenger RNA. RefSeq names its product signal recognition particle 9 (gene Srp9). Gene Ontology annotation, molecular function: 7S RNA binding. Gene Ontology annotation, cellular component: signal recognition particle, endoplasmic reticulum targeting. The coding region runs from base 156 to 392 and encodes 78 amino acids. Gene Ontology annotation, biological process: SRP-dependent cotranslational protein targeting to membrane; negative regulation of translational elongation. The transcript is spliced from 3 exons. Lineage: Eukaryota; Metazoa; Arthropoda; Insecta; Hymenoptera; Formicidae. The record is from RefSeq and is a predicted model, not a curated record.